Messenger RNA from Acanthochromis polyacanthus (spiny chromis), 2833 nucleotides. Its product is annotated as transcription factor PU.1. Gene Ontology annotation, biological process: regulation of transcription by RNA polymerase II; cell differentiation. The transcript has 4 exons. Gene Ontology annotation, molecular function: sequence-specific DNA binding; DNA-binding transcription factor activity, RNA polymerase II-specific. Bases 1237 to 2055 code for a protein of 272 amino acids. Gene Ontology annotation, cellular component: nucleus. The record is from RefSeq and is a predicted model, not a curated record. NCBI's taxonomy places the organism in Eukaryota, Metazoa, Chordata, Actinopteri, Pomacentridae.
UUCACUUCUCUCUUUAUGUUUGUCAAGGCUUUGUGCUUUGAUUCUGCUGUCUGAUGGCGGUGUUUUCUUUUGCCAGAUUGUCCUUAAAGCAUGUUGGCAGAAAUGGAGACGGUGAGUCUGAAUUUAUUUUUAAUCUAGGUUUUUAUUAGGUUUUUUUUUUAAAUUUUAGUCACCCUUUGCCAUAAAUGACAAAGAAAAACUAUGUUUAUAUUUGUGCAUCUCACUGUUUUAGUAAAAUUCCACUCAAAACUAUAAUCUCAUUGCCUGCAAUGGAAACAUACAGAAUGAGAGUGAAAGGUUAUUUGUAAGAACAGAAGCUAAAACACACAUGACUGUUACCUGAAUGUUAUCUCUGCUCAUGAAGACACAAACACUUGCAUAAAUUUGCCAGUCAAACUAACACACACACACACACACACACACACACACACACACACACACACGCACACACGCACACACGCACACACACACACACACACACACACACACACGGCCACCAUGUUACCUGGCUGUUGUCCAAGACACAAUUCCUCUAACACAGGCAGGAUCAAGUAAGGUAUUAUUGUGUGUCAUUUUGGAGUUUCACAAAUAUAUAAACCAUCACUUGAGGAGGUUAGAAGCAGAGUGGUCUAACCCACAAAAAAUUCAAACUGACUUUUAAAUCAUUUCUGUAAUUAUAUACAAACUGCUAUGAGGUUUUACAAUGCACAAAAAUAACUUUGCAUUUUUUAGUAUUUAUUCAUUGUCUUUAUUGAGCUUAUUUAGUAUGAAGCUAUUUGAGGAAAUGUGUAGUGUUAUGUCUGUUCUGAAACUGCUGUGGUACUGUAAUUUACUGUAAAGGAUUAUUAAAAGAUCUGUCUGUCUGUCUGUCUAUCUAUAUCUGUCUUCUUGAAAAAACACAAAACUUUGAAGCCAUUUUUUUUCUCCAAAACUGCAGAAGGUUUCUUAGACCACUUUGCUUCCAACGUUCACGUAAAAUAUUUAAUGAUCUAAUGAAAGAAAACAAAAAACCUAAUUCAAAACCGAUGAAUGAGGCCAUCCCUGAUCUUCAGAUAGCAAAAUGAUUCACUGCAUAAUGUAUCAUAGCACAACAACAGGUUUCAUGGCAUAAAAAGUGGGUGUUGUGUCUAAUAUUACCCCAGGCUAUGACUGACAGGAGGUAAAUGUCACACAUCAUGCAAAAAUACUCCUCACUAUCACACAACAACCUCGCCAUAGUAAUAACCUGUGUGAUGAAUGAGAAAGCUGCUCUGUGUCUGUCAGAUGGCUUAUGUGACUGACAUCAAGAUGGGUGGAGGCCGCGGGGCUUGGAGCGGAGUGACUCCUUCCUCCUGCCCCGAGGUGGACCUGGAGGUCAUCGAGGAGUACCUGCAGGAGCAUUCGCUGGAGGUGCAGCCAGCGCACACACCUGCAUCGCCUCUGACCACCAUGGGGCAACACACACACUCCCACCAGGGCACCAGGAUCAUAGAGAAUAGCUGGUCGGGUCAGCAUCCGUACGAGUGGCACUGUGACUCACACACUCCAAACGAGGAAUACAAAGAGCAAAUCCUGCCUCCAGCCUGGAGUAGUACCCAUGACAACCAGUGGGAACACAUUGCAUAUUCCUACGAGGCAUCUGCAUACAUUGACUCAGAUUCACAAUCUAGUAGCUCCCAGUAUCAGGAAUACCAAGACUCGCCAUCACCAUCCUCUGACAGGGGGGACAGGAAGGACAGAGACCCCUUACCUCUAGUACCACUGUCAGGAAAGAGGAAGGAGCGGCUGUUCCAGUUCCUGUUCGAGAUGCUUCAGACACCGUCUAUGCGGAGCUGCAUCUGGUGGGUCCAGUCGGCCUCCGGCACCUUUCAGUUCUCCUCCCAGAACAAGGAGAGCCUGGCUCAGCUGUGGGGUCGGCGAAAGGGGAAUCGCAAACCCAUGACCUACCAGAAGAUGGCACGGGCCCUGAGGAACUACUCACGCACUGGCGAGAUUCACAAAGUGAAAAGGAAGCUCACCUAUCGGUUCGAUGAGAAAACGCUGAGAGGUCUGCGAGGAGACUCCAGUACGGUGUAGAAGGCAUGGUGGAGAGGGCAUUUAAGCAUAGAAAUAGAAGAAGCUCAAAGGGUAUCGAGGGAAAUCAUUUUUGAUGUCCCAUGAAUGUCCGUUGUGCUGAUUCUACUUCUGUGGUAUUUUGAAUAACAAAUGAAUACUGAGUAUUUGAAAAGCCACUGUGAGUCAGAGCGUAUUGUACAUAGAGAACCACAUUAGCUGGUAUGAGAGGGGAACCAGAAACGAUACAAAAAUGCAAACUUGGGGAACAGCCAACGUGUGAGAGGUCAGCUGGCAUUUAACAUGUAAACCUAAAAGGUUGUAACAUAAUAUCUACUUCAUAAGUAGAAGUUAAAUCAUUGUCAAAAUAGAAGUUGUGACUUUGUGUUUUGUUUUGUUUUUUAGUUUUGUAUUCCAGCAGAUACAGUAAAAAAAUCAUUUGAAGAUUUUUUUGGGACAAAAUUAUUCUGCAUAAACAUGAUCUGUUUGUGUCAAAAUAAACUGAAAACUAUUUUCAGAACCCUUAACUGUAUGCUCGUCUGUAGCUGCCUGUCUGUCUGCCCGUCUGUCUGUCUAUAUGAACAAAGAGACACUGUUUUGUCCACAUUAUACCAAUAAAGACAGACAUGCUUCGAAACUAAAGCAAACAAACAGACACACACAGGGGCACACACCCGCAGCCAAAACUGUAUGCAAAGUUUGGAUGCACUGAAAAACCACCACCAGCAGGCCUGUUAAUCAGUAACAUCUACAAGCCGUCCUCCCACCAUGAGCAGAGCACACACACACACACACACAAUGA